CAGUGUAUGAGGGGAACGCCAAACAUAGCAAGCAUGUGUAGAGCAGUAUAAAAUUAACAACAAAAACAAACACCAACACAUUGUAAUUGUAAAUAACGCGUAACGGUCUAUUACCAAUUUUGGUUGUUCAAGUGCAACGAAAAAAUAUCGUUGCAACGGAAACGGAAGUGCAGAGAGUGCAUAAAUUCACCCAAACAAAGAGAGAGAACAGUAAACAAUUGGCUGAAACCAAGUUUCUACAUUGAUUACUUUAAAAAAUUACAUAAUAGACAAAAAUAGCAAUUGAUAAAAGUUAAAAAAAAAAAACAAUUUGCAAUGGAAAAAGAGAAAGAUUUAUAUCGUGAAACAUGGGUGCGUUAUUUGGGUUAUUGCAAUGAAGUUGGUGAAGCAUUCCGCCGUUUGGUGCCUUCUAAGGUGGUGACAGCCAGUUAUGUGGUAUCUACGGGUUAUGUUUGUGCCGAUACCAUUGAUAAAUCCUACAAAGACUACAAACAGGGUUCCUCGGUUAAAAAUGUUGCCAUAACUGCAACUGAUGUUUUCAUUUGGCAAAUAUUGGCUUCGGUUGUAAUACCCGGUUUUACUAUAAAUAGAAUCACCUACCUCAGUGGUCGUCUACUAAGGCAGGCUAAUGUUAAAAAGGCCAUAGCCAAAUAUUUACCAACAGCUUUCGGCUUGACGUCAAUACCCUUCAUUAUACCACCAAUUGAUCACAGUGUGGACUAUUUGAUGGACAAUACCUAUAGAAAAUUUGUCAAAAGAGCAACGUAGUGAUAACUAAAACAAUUCACAACCAUGUCAUCUAAUUAUAAAAAAACAAUAUCGAAGCUAAAAGAAAAUAGAACACAGUUUUGUGUUCUCAAUCCUAACGAGAUGGUGCCAAACUGAAUGGAGCUGGAAGAGAAAAACGUACAAUAAGCAAUAUUAAUGAUAAUUAGUACAAUAUUACUAAAUAAUUUAGUAAAUACACUGUAUAGUUUUGUUAAAUUUAGUACUUUUGAAAAAUGCAAUUUAAAUAAAAAGUACAAAUAUUUAUUUGAAAAGAAGAUAAGACAUUUUUG
Molecule: messenger RNA, 1058 nt
Organism: Musca domestica (house fly)
Lineage: Eukaryota; Metazoa; Arthropoda; Insecta; Diptera; Muscidae
Product: mitochondrial fission process protein 1
Exons: 3
Coding region: 316-768 (150 amino acids)
Biological process (GO): mitochondrial fission
Cellular component (GO): mitochondrion
Source: RefSeq, a predicted model, not a curated record